Molecule: messenger RNA, 756 nt
Organism: Cimex lectularius (bed bug)
Lineage: Eukaryota; Metazoa; Arthropoda; Insecta; Hemiptera; Cimicidae
Product: ubiquitin-like protein 4A
Exons: 4
Coding region: 136-537 (133 amino acids)
Biological process (GO): post-translational protein targeting to endoplasmic reticulum membrane
Molecular function (GO): protein binding
Source: RefSeq, a predicted model, not a curated record
CUGUUCGAAGAGCGUUAUCAGAGUGGCAACACUGCGUCACGUUAGGUGUUCACUCCGGGGCAGGCUGCCCGUGUUUUGUCGAUAUAGCGCGUACCUAGGGAUGGAGCUGUGAGACGUCCGCCUUUUCAGCCUCCGAUGAUGAAGAUCACCGUCAAGGUUUUCCAGGGCCAGGAGACGACCUUCGAGGUCAACGAUAGGACCAGCGUCAAGGAGCUGAAGCAGCACGUCUCCCAAGCGCUCAAGGUGCCCGUUAACCAGCAGAAGCUGCUUCUAACCGGAAAACCGUUGUCCGAUGAAAAAUGUCUCGUCGACUACCCGCUGAUCAAGGAUGGUACAAAGAUAAACCUGGUUGUGAAGAAAGCCGAAGAGGAGUGCGUCCUAAGGCUGGCUGUCAUCAACUACUUGAAAAACCGGUUUUCCGAGGCCGAGACGGGCCGGAUUGCGGAUGAAUUUAUGAAAGAAUUCAACCGAUCGAUGUCAACACUCAACCUCGAGGACAUCGAGAGGAUAGCGACGACAUACUACACAGAUGAUUAGCGCCGCGCAGACUGAAACUGGCCGAUCAAAUAAAUAAUAAGUAACUUGACUCAAUUCUAACUCUUUUUCUCUAACACGAGAUCCGACAGAGCCCGGAUCGAAGGGGCUCCAUCCCCGACAUUUUGUACAUGGUGUAAUUAUUUUUAUUCUAGGUCUCAAUUCUUGAUUCAGCUAGUUGUAGUUUUGUUAAUGAAUAAACAAAUUUAUUUGUGCUCUUUA